UCCCUCUCCACUACACACUGAUCUGCAAUUACCCUGCGUGUGUGUGUGUGUGUGUGUGUGUGUGUGUGUGUGAGAGAGAGAGAGAGAGAGAGAGAGAGAGGGAGCACAUGUUCAUGCGUGUGUGAAAGAGGGGAUGUGCGAGCGUGAGCAUGCGAGUGUGUGUGUGUGUGUGUGUGAUUUCUAAACAGAAAGGAUUUUGUCGGCGCCUAUUUCCAUUCUGGCUCAAGCACCAACCUGACCACCUGGACCGCUUGCCUGCUUGGACCUCAGCGGAGGAAGCAUCGGAGAUCGGCAGAAUGGAACGCAUCAGGAGCGUGGAAGGAGGACCUCUCUCUUGGACCUGCACUCCAUAGCAACCUCCUGGAGGCUGGGGAGGGGAAGGGGAUGUUCCCAUCCUGUCUGCUGAUCCUCUCACAUCAUCUCUGCUGACUCUGUUUGCAGCCACAUGGGCCGAAUCUGCACUCGUCUGAACUCACCUGGUCUCCAGCGUUACUCCUGUGAAGGCAAGGCAAAGCACUUCCAAUCAGAAGAUACUGGACGCUGAGUAAGAUGCAGUCUCUGCCAACAUGGGGGCAGACCCAAUAGAAUGUGUGGAAAUGAGGUAACCAGGUGUACCAAUACAAAUCAAUGGCAUUGUUCAAACUCUAAGCUAAAUAGCAAGCCUAAACUUCAUCAUCAUGCCAUUAAACUAAUAAUACCGACUCUGUUAAGCCCUCAACUUGGGCUUGUCCCCAGUCAAGAAGGAUGGGUGAUAGGCCCAUGAAUGUAAUUUUUGACCAAACUUUUCAUCCCAUCCUCACAUGGAUCCUUCUGCCUCCCUUCACAUGCCGAGGAACCUCACAAGCCACGGUCAACUCAAUAGUGGCUGGGCCAAUGGCUCAGGAGUGUCUCUAACCAAUGAUGGAACUCUCUUCCACAUGCUGGCCCUCUGCAUCAUGGUUUUGAUGGACAUUCUGGCUGUGGUAGGCAACCUGACAAUUAUGGCAGUCAUUGCCAGGGCACCACGCCUGCACAAGUUCAUCUUUGUCUUCCACCUGUGUCUGGUGGACCUCUUAGCUGCUCUAGUGCUAAUGCCUCUGGGGAUGUUGACAGAGCAGGCGUUCUUUGAUGAAACUGUGUGUCAGGCAUACCUGUGCUUGAGUGUUGGCCUUAUCAGUGCCACCAUCCUCACCAUCUCAGCCAUCAAUGUGGAACGGUACUACUACAUUGUGCAUCCAAUGCGCUACGAGGUUAAAAUGACCAUUGGUUUGGUAGUUUCUGUUCUGGUUGGCAUAUGGAUCAAAGCAACACUAAUGGCUGCUCUUCCCUUGCUGGGAUGGACGCUGCAGAGAGAAGAGGAGGUACAGUCGAAUCUGAUUUUGGAACCUCGAUGCUGCUCUUUACAUUCAAUGAACAGGGGGCCCCACCGAUUGGUUUUUAUGCUCCUCUUUGCACUCAUAUACUUCCUCUGUCCUGUAUUUAUCAUUCUUGUGGUUUACUGUAACAUGUUUAAGGUAGCCAGAGUAGCGGCUAUGCAACCAGGUCCCGUGCCUACAUGGGUGGAGACUCCACGGCCUCGUUCAGACUCUUUGAGCAGUCGUUCCAGCACAGCAGCAAGUCUCGCAACAACUCGCAACACACCGCAGAGGACAUUUGGUGGUGGGAAGGCAGCAGUUGUACUGGUGGCUGUUGGGGGUCAGUUUCUCGGCUGCUGGCUCCCCUAUUUUUCUUUUCACCUUUACUCGGCCAUUGUCGCCUCUUCUCCUGCCUCACUGGCUCAAAUAGAAGAUGUGGUCACUUGGAUAGGUUACUUCUGCUUCACCUCCAAUCCUAUUUUCUACGGCUGUCUGAACCGGCAAAUUCGUGAGGAAUUGGCGAGAAACGUGGCCUGCGUCUUUAAGUGGGGUCGACCACGUGACGAGGAAGAGCAGUUGCCCAGCAGAGAGGCUUCAAUCGAAGAGAACUUUCUCCAGUUUCUCCAGGGUACCGGUUGUAACCUUGGGCCCAGGAACUCACAAAGCAUCUCCGUCCCACAGAAAGAUGAUGAGGACACUCUCUCCGUUCAUCAUAGGCCUUCGGUCGACUUCCAUAUUCCUGGACAGAUCAUGGAAGAGACGUCAGAAUUCUUAGAUCAGCAGCAGCUGAACGAUUUCAAUAUAACAGGCAACUGUUUAAAAACAAUGUCUGAGCUGCAGGGUUAAUAUUUACAAAAUAUUUAUGGAAUAUAUGUCUUUUAUUGUUAGAACAAUCUGUUGUGCACACUUUUUUGAUAACUUACCUGAUACUUUGUAUUUGGUGAUAAGGCUAAUGUUUGAUUUUAAAGAUUUUAUUUUAUGGAAAGCAUUCUGGUAGAACUCAGCUUAUAUACAACAGUUGCUCUGCGUGGGUUUGAAAAUAAAUGAUCUCAUCACUGCAA
Molecule: messenger RNA, 2395 nt
Organism: Silurus meridionalis
Lineage: Eukaryota; Metazoa; Chordata; Actinopteri; Siluriformes; Siluridae
Gene: gpr61
Product: G protein-coupled receptor 61
Exons: 3
Coding region: 801-2180 (459 amino acids)
Biological process (GO): G protein-coupled receptor signaling pathway
Cellular component (GO): plasma membrane; signaling receptor complex; endosome
Molecular function (GO): G protein-coupled receptor activity
Source: RefSeq, a predicted model, not a curated record